Knipowitschia caucasica is the source of this 1011-nucleotide messenger RNA. The record is from the annotation of a GenBank genome assembly. Lineage: Eukaryota; Metazoa; Chordata; Actinopteri; Gobiiformes; Gobiidae.
AUGUGGUGGCCUACUUUCUCUCUCCUGUGGCUUCUGGCUUGCCUCCUGAAGACUCCCGCGGCCUCGGCCCACCUGAAAGUUGUAACCGCGGGCGACGACGUGACGUUGGAGUGCUCGUUCGGCUCUGGCAGCGUGGCGGUGAUGUUUUACUGGUACAAACAGGUCUUAGGCCAGAAACCUGUGGUGAUGUCCCGGUUCUCCAAACACAACAAAGCCAGCGCCUUCCUCGGAGAAUUCAAACGCGACCCCAGGCUCUCGCUUAAAAACAAGCUCCACCAGAACCACCUCACUAUCUCGGACUCGCGCCAGUCCGACUCGGCCACCUACUUCUGCAUCAGCGGAUACUCCUACAUGUACGAGUUUGAGACCGGCGUGGCGUUGGUGGUGAGAGGCAGAGACUUGUCGGUGGAGACGCAGACGGAGGGCCGAGGGCGAGCAGGAGGCAGCCUGGUCCUGCGGUGUCUGGUGCGGGCCGCGGACUGCGACGGGCGGCGGGAGGUGUACUGGGUGAAGGAGGUGGCGGGUCGGCUCGCUCUGGUCACGUACGCUGGUGAUGGCGGGUGUGUGAAGAGUGUGGAAGAUUCAAAGACCUGUGUGAGCCUCCUCCGCGUUGGUAACAUGAGCUCGGAGCAGACAGGGACGGAGCACACAGGGACGGAGCACACAGGGACGGAGCACACAGGGACGGAGCACACAGGGACGUACCACUGCGCUGUGGCCGCCUGCGGACAGGUCCUGCUCGGGAACGGGACCACUGUGGUAUUGGAAGAUGUGUCUUUUGUCCUGGAGCUGUAUUUUCUCUGUGGAUCUUUGGUCGUCGGCCUCAUGUUGGUUCUGCUCCUUGGGGUCUCAGCUCUGACCAUGAUCAGGACCAGAACAACACAGGGACCAGGUCUGGGAUCGGCCUCUGUCAGAUCUGGGAUCCGCGGCCGUAACCACGGCGAUGCUGUGCGUCUCAAUCAGAGGGAUGGCACCUGGAGCGAGUGCGUUUACUCUGAGGUGCACCAGUAG